AUGCAAGACCAGUUUCUUUCUGGGUUUCCAAACCUUUCGUCUUCUCCAAAGAUCAUCUUCUUCAUCAUUCGCUUUUUCUGGGUCCUUCGGUGCAUAAUAUUGGCUUUUACAAGUUCUCAAAUAGUACAAUAUAAAAAGCACAAGUUAGGUGGAGGAGAGAUGAAAAGAGGCAGCAAGAGCUUAAGCGAUUUACCAGUUGAGGUUAUUCUAAAAAUUUUCUCCUUGCUUCCAACUAAAGAUGCUAUCAGGACAACCAUUCUGUCAAAAAGUUGGGAAUCCAUGUGGACAUUAGUUCCUAAUCUCACAUUUAUUGAAUGGAAAUUUGAGAAGAGAGAUCUCUUCAUGAAUGCUGUGGAAAGAGCGCUUAUGCUUCGUGGCCCUGCUGAUAUUAAAGAGUUCACCCUUUCGUGUGAAGUGGUGGGAGAUGCAAUACGUGUUAAUACAUGGAUCUAUGCUGUAGUACAGCGCAAUGUUGAAGUUCUUUCUUUGGUGCUGCCCAGUUUCAUUGGACCAAUUUCUUUGCCACGUUCUUUGUUUACGUCUACGAAACUGAAAGUACUCCAGCUGAAUUUGCGCUGUAUUUUCAGAGUUCCUUCUACCAUUUGUUUCACGAGUCUGCGGAGGUUGGCUCUUUCAUCUGUGGUGUUUUCUGACGACAAGUCAGCACAGAAGCUUUUUUCUGGUUGCCCGGUUCUUGAGGAUAUAUUUCUAUAUAGUUGCAAUUGGGCAAAUAUAAACCUAGUGACUAUAAGUGUUCCCAAGCUUUUGAGGUUUACCAUAAAUGAAGGGAAUUUGACAUAUGUGAAAGGUUCAAAUGGUUGUUGCAUUAAGGUAGUUGGAGUUACACUUGCAUAUUUUUCUUACAUGGGUAAGUUCCUAGAUGAAUAUUUGUUUGAUGACUCAUCAGCACAUGAAGUUGAGAUAUUUCCUAGGCCAACCAAGAGGGUCAGACAACCUAGUACCCGAUUAUGUAAUCUUCUUGAUGGGCUCUCUAGUAUGAAGCACCUAACCAUCUCUCAUACAUCCUUUGAGAUGAUUCAGUCUAAAACUUCGGAGCUUCUUGAUCACAUGCGCUCCUUCAAUAAUCUAACAGCCCUGAUACUUGGACAUGUAGUAGAUCUUGGUUGCAAAGGACUAUUGACCUUUCUUCAAAAAUGUCCUUCUCUUAAGUAUCUUGCCUUCUGUGAGGGGAUUGUUCUGCACUCAGAUGAUGCAAAAGAUGAUGGGAUGUUGGAGCCACUGCCUCCAUGUUUCUUGAGUAGUCUUGAAGUGAUUGAUGUCCUGAAAUUCUGUGGACUGGGGGAUGAGCGUCGUGCAAUUAAGGUUUUGCUGAAAUGUGCAAUGGUCUUAAAGAAGGUGAAUAUCAAUUGGCGCAGUGUUCAGUUAAUGCAACAAGAACCGAUGGAGGACAUUAGCACACGGUUAUUAAAUUUCCCCAAAGGAUCAGAAAACUGCGAAGUUGUUUUGUUCGUGCCCUAGUUCAGUUUUCGUUUCUUCUCCAGUCUCGGAAUGCUAGUGUUAAUCUGUGAUAGGUUGAACAUUAGUCUUGAUCUUGUAGUCUGACGAGUGGAAUGGUUCUAAACUGAAACUGGCCUAGUGCAUAGAAAGCAAACUGUGCUGCUAAUUAGCUAGAAAGGAACAAGUCCUAUGGAUCUGUUAAUUGUUCAUAUCUUGAUGUUAAUAUGUAAUCAACAUUUGAGUGUUAGGAAAUGUCUCCCAAUUGUAAUAGGAAAUUGGA
This is a messenger RNA of Argentina anserina (silverweed cinquefoil), 1738 nucleotides long. Its product is annotated as F-box/LRR-repeat protein At3g26922-like. The coding region runs from base 1 to 1479 and encodes 492 amino acids. Lineage: Eukaryota; Viridiplantae; Streptophyta; Magnoliopsida; Rosales; Rosaceae. The transcript has 5 exons. Gene Ontology annotation, molecular function: protein binding. The record is from RefSeq and is a predicted model, not a curated record.